GAAUUUUUCUCUCAAAAAACAAUUAUUUUAUUCUUAUAUUUAUUAUUCUUAAAUAAAAUUCUUAAUAAAAAAAAAAUAGAAAAGAUGUGCGUGUGGAAUUUAAGACCGAAUUAUGUUCAACCAAGUAGUUAUGUGGGGAAUGUUCAAUAUUUUGGAACUAAACCACAACUUGUUUAUUGCCCUACUUGUAACCAAAAUACAAAAACUAAACUUAAAUUUGUUACCGAAACUCGGGCAGGUUGGAUUAUAGCAUUGCUCGGAUUUAUUAUUUGCUCGCUGGGUAUUAUAGCAUUUUUCAGUUUUGCUAUUAGAAAUAUUAAAAAAGGUUUGGGUAUUAUUGAUAGUAAUAUUGGUUUAAUUUUACCAAUUGUUUUGGUUACUUCUGGACUUGUUAUUUGCGUUCUGUCGCGUAUUCCACAUUAUUGUAGCUGUUUUAUGGAUGCAGAACAUUACUGCUCUGUUUGCAACACCUUUAUGGGCAAAUAUAUACGAGAUAAACGAAGGCCUAUAGUUAUAUUACCACCAGAAUCGUAUAAAAAUCUACCUAUCCAACAAAUAAUUAAUUGA
Molecule: messenger RNA, 567 nt
Organism: Meloidogyne enterolobii
Lineage: Eukaryota; Metazoa; Nematoda; Chromadorea; Rhabditida; Meloidogynidae
Source: the annotation of a GenBank genome assembly